ACAAACCACAACAAACGCCACGUCUCGCACGUCGAAGGCUCCGCGAAGCUCGGCGUCCACUCUAGUUCAUACAACAACCACCCCCGUGCAUCUUCAACAUGCGUAAGACGUGUGUCUUCGGCGGCCGUAGCCACCCCGUCCUGACCGAUGGCAUCUGCGAGAGACUCGGCAGACGUCCCGACAAGGUCGAUCUUAGAAAGUUCGCCAACGGAGAGACCAGUGUCGAGAUCAAGACGUCGGUGCGCGACAUGAACGUCUUCAUCAUCCAAAGCGGUUCUCAAAAGACCAACGACGACAUCAUGGAGCUCCUGAUUAUGAUUAACGCUUGUAAGGGAGGCUCAUCCAAGACUGUCACCGCCGUCAUGCCAUACUUCCCAUACUCGCGCCAGUCAAAGAAGAAGAGUCACAGAGGUGCAAUUACUGCCCGCAUGAUUGCCAACCUGAUGCACAUUGCCGGCGUUAACCACGUCAUUACCAUUGACCUUCACGCAAGCCAGAUGCAGGGCUUCUUCAAGUGCCCCGUCGACAAUCUGGUCGCCGAGCCCCUCCUUGCCCGCUGGAUCCGCAGCACCGUCGAGAACUGGAAGGAGGGUGUCGUUGUUAGCAAGAACCCCGGUGGUACCAAGCGUGUGACUUCGUUGGCCGAUGCCUUGAAGCUGAGCUUCGGCAUUGUCACCACUGACAGAAGACGCCCCAACAUGGGCCAGAGCAUGUACAACUCAGUCAUCUACGAGACCGCCACCGGCGAGUCCAUGGCCCCAGUCGAGGUCUCCUCUGCCGCAACAGCUGCCGCAGCUGAAGAAGUCGAAGCCGAGCAACACACCGACCUCGACCACGCUCCUCCGAUCGAGCACGACUUCGCUCCCCAGUCCGGCGACAGCAAACCUUCUGACUAUGCAAACUCCGAGAGCCGUCCAGAUAACUUCCAACGCCGUCCCGGAAAGCCGCGCUCGACCACUGCAUUCAACAGCAGGCUGUUGGGUGCCCCGGCUCUUCCCAGCCCCUUGGCUCAGUUCUCGCGCCCCGACUCGUCUGACGGCCUGAACAAGGAGGGACAACAUGAUGAAUCAAGCGACAAGCCCGACAGUGUCUCCGCACUCGACGGCCCACCUAAGCUUCACCGCGUGUCCACCGCACUCGGCACCGUUCAGCCUCCUGCUGAGCCCACCGAGGACAACGAAGACGAAGAAGCCGCCGAUGAGUACACCGACGAGCGUGCCCGUAACGUCAUUACUGGUCGUCUUAUCCACGGUCACCUUGUCGACGACGAUUUCCCCUCGCCUGUUAUGUCCGCCAUGUCCAGCUCCACACCCGGCCUCUACCCCAUGAGAAGCGCAGGCUCCGACGAUGAGGAGGUUCCCGACCACAUGAUGCAAUCUUUCGCAUCCAUCGCAUCUUCUCGCCGUCCUGACUUUGCUCUUGGCGGUACCGGCGACGCCACAGCCUCAGACGACGAAGAGGAAGAAGCUCUCCAAGACCCUGAGCUUGAGACCACUAUCACACUUGUCGGCAACGUGCGAAAUCGCCCCGUCUUCAUCGUCGACGACAUAAUCGACAAGUCUGGCUCAUGGAUCGCCGCUGCCGAGACGGUCGUCAAGCGCGGUGGUGCCACAAAAGUCUACUGCAUGGCCACCCACGGUCUCUUUGGCAAAGACUGUCUACGCGAGAUGGACGAGUGUGACGAGAUUGAUGCGAUCGUUGUCACCAAUGCCUUCCCCAUUCCCGAGGAAAAGCGCAAGGGCAUCCGCAAGUUGGUUGUCUUGGAUGUCAGCACUUUGCUCGCUGAAGCUAUCCGCCGCAACAACCACGGUGAAAGCAUCAGCCAGCUCUUCAUGCAUCACGAGUAGCUUUCCCACACCGGGAGCACGAAAAAGAAAAGGGGUUAUUAAAGGGAAAGAAUGGUAUAGGGAUGCCUGGUUGCUUUUUCACUUGCAUUGGGCUCUGGCGUAUAUGAGG
Messenger RNA from Aureobasidium pullulans EXF-150, 1956 nucleotides. RefSeq names its product phosphoribosyl pyrophosphokinase. Gene Ontology annotation, biological process: ribonucleoside monophosphate biosynthetic process; purine nucleotide biosynthetic process; 5-phosphoribose 1-diphosphate biosynthetic process. The transcript is spliced from 3 exons. Bases 99 to 1847 code for a protein of 582 amino acids. The record is from RefSeq and is a predicted model, not a curated record. Lineage: Eukaryota; Fungi; Ascomycota; Dothideomycetes; Dothideales; Saccotheciaceae. Gene Ontology annotation, cellular component: ribose phosphate diphosphokinase complex; cytoplasm. Gene Ontology annotation, molecular function: magnesium ion binding; ribose phosphate diphosphokinase activity.